Messenger RNA from Suricata suricatta (meerkat), 2444 nucleotides. It is a transcript of the gene KRT76, whose product is annotated as keratin 76. Gene Ontology annotation, molecular function: structural constituent of skin epidermis. Gene Ontology annotation, biological process: intermediate filament organization; keratinization. The transcript is spliced from 9 exons. The coding region runs from base 1 to 1941 and encodes 646 amino acids. The record is from RefSeq and is a predicted model, not a curated record. NCBI's taxonomy places the organism in Eukaryota, Metazoa, Chordata, Mammalia, Carnivora, Herpestidae. Gene Ontology annotation, cellular component: keratin filament.
AUGAAUAGACAAGUCUGCAAGAAGUCCUUCAGUGGCAGCAACCAGGGCUUCUCAGGCCGCUCCGCCGUAGUCUCCGGAAGCAGCAGGAUGAGCUGUGUGGCCCGCUCAGGGGGAGCCAGUGGAGGGGCCUGUGGGUUCCGGGGUGGGGCAGGUGGCUUUGGCAGUCGCAGCCUCUACAGCCUGGGUGGCAACAAGAGCAUUUCCAUCAGCGUGGCCGGUGGCUCCCGGGCUGGUGGGUUUGGGGGAGGGCGUAGCAGCUGUGGCAGUGGCUUUGGGGGCAGCUAUGGAGGUGGCUUUGGUGGUGGCUUUGGUGGUGGCAGAGGAAUGGGAGGUGGCUUUGGAGGGGCUGGUGGCUUUGGAGGGGCUGGUGGCUUUGGUGGAGCUGGUGGCUUUGGAGGGGCUGGUGGCCUUGGAGGGGCUGGUGGCCUUGGUGGGGUUGGUGGCUUUGGUGGGCCUGGUGGCUUUGGUGGACCUGGUGGCUUUGGUGGACCUGGUGGCUUCCCCGGGGGAAUUCAGGAAGUGACAGUGAACCAGAGCCUCCUGCAGCCCUUCAAUGUGGAGAUUGACCCCCAGAUUGGGCAAGUGAAGGCCCAGGAGAAGGAGCAGAUCAAGACCCUCAACAACAAGUUUGCCUCCUUCAUCGACAAGGUGCGGUUCCUGGAGCAGCAGAACAAGGUGCUGGAGACCAAGUGGAAUCUGCUCCAGCAGCAGACCACAGGCACUGGUUCAGGCCCCAACAACCUGGAUCCUUUCUUUGAAUCCUACAUCAGCUUCCUACGCAGGCAGUUGGAUUUGGCUCUGGGGGAAAGGGGGAACCUGGAAGGAGAGCUGAAGAACAUGCAGGACCUCGUGGAAGACUUCAAAAAGAAGUAUGAAGAAGAGAUCAACAAGCGCAAUGCGGCUGAGAAUGAUUUUGUGGGGCUCAAGAAGGAUGUGGACGCAGCAUACAUGAACAAGGUGGAGCUACAGGCCAAGGUGGACAGCCUGACAGAUGAACUGAACUUCCUGAGGACCCUCUAUGAGAUGGAGCUGUCUCAGAUGCAGAGUCAUGUCAGUGACACCUCCGUGGUCCUUUCGAUGGACAACAACCGCUGCCUGGACCUGGACAGCAUCAUCGCCGAGGUCAAGGCUCAGUACGAGGACAUCGCCCAGAGGAGCAAGGCAGAGGCUGAGGCACUGUACCAGACCAAGCUUGGGGAGCUGCAGACCACGGCUGGCAGGCAUGGGGAUGACCUGAAGAACACUAAGAGUGAGAUCAUGGAGCUCAACAGGAUGAUCCAGAGGCUGCGGGCUGAGAUCGAGAAUGUUAAGAAGCAGAACACCAACCUGCAGGCGGCCAUUGCUGAAGCUGAGCAGCGUGGAGAGCUGGCCCUCAAGGACGCCAAUGCCAAGCUCCAAGAGCUGCAGGCUGCCCUACAGAAGGCCAAAGAUGACCUAGCCCGGCUGCUGCGGGACUACCAGGAGUUGAUGAACGUGAAGCUUGCGCUGGACAUGGAAAUUGCCACCUACCGAAAGUUGCUGGAGGGCGAGGAGUGCAGGAUGUCUGGAGAGUGUCAGAGUGCUGUGAGCAUUUCAGUGGUCAGCAAUGUCACCAGCACCAGCAGUGGCUCUGUUGGAAGCCGUGGAGGGGUCAGUGGCAGCAGCAGCAGUGGCUACAGAGGUGGCAGCAGCAGUGGCAGCAGAGGCAGUGGCGGCUACGGAGGGGUCAGCGGUGGUGGCUACGGGGUCAGCAGUGGCACCAGUGGGGGCUACCAGAGUGCCAGCGGUGGAGGCAGGCUCAGCAGUGGAGGUAGCAGCUCUGUGAGCCAGAGUGGAGUAGGCUCCAGUUCUGGUGGCAUCCAGACCUCGGUAGGCGGUGGCUAUACUAAGUCUGGCAGUGGAGGCAGCACCAGCAUCCGCUUCUCCCAGACCACCAGCUCAAGCCAGCACUGCUCCAAGUGAUCCUCUGGGGUCAAGUGUCCAUGCCCACCUGUAUCCCUCUCAGCCUGCCAUGGUACCUCCUGCUCUGCUUGGCAUCAACAAAGGCCAACCUCAACCUCGCUUUUCCUCAAGUUCCCUGGAUAAGGGGCUGAACUUAUUCCUGACUCUUCCAUCUUCAAGACCUCUCCUAGGCCAGGAAGGUCCAGCUGCUAGUCCUCAACGAUGAUGCUCCCAGAUGAGCCUGUGAUGGCUCCUGAUGAUGGUAGCAAUACCUGAGCCAUACCACUAUGGGCUUUUCCAGCUUGGCCUGUUCCCACCCUGGCCCAUAUCCCUUUCUUACUGGGAGUUGAUGAUCUGAAGUAAGCAUGUUUCAGCCCUGCUGAGGAGGGAGGUGCUAGAGAAUGAAUGGUCAAGUUCUCUGGACUGUUGGUUCUCAGGGUGCCCUCUUCACAUUGGCAUCAUGUCCUGACCUUACCUUUGUCCCCUUAAUUUCCCCAGCUGUGGAGCCUCUGGUGAUGAUUAUG